GUCUGUGAUCAGCACUGAGCGCCCUGCUAUUUUCUGACUUGCUGCUCAAACUGCAGGAACAGCACAGCAGAGAUCCCCAGUGACGAUGGAAUCUCUGAGUAAAGCUUUGGAAACAAUAAAGAACACAGAAUGGACCGAUAAUGAGGAGCAUAUAAUGGAACAGUUUGAAAUUCUGCUGACAGCUGUCAAAGAAAAACCUGAGGGCGUCAUUCAGUUGAUCAUAACAAGUGGCAUCCUACCCUUCAUGGCUGAGGCUCUUCAGAGGAACAGCUCAAUCUCUGCCCAGGGUGCCUUGUUCAUUGCGGAACUGGCAAAAGCAGAUGCUGCAAAGAAGCCUUGUGUAGAUGCUGGACUUGUUUCUGCCCUGAUUCCUCUCCUUGAGAGCUCAGACCAAGAAUUACUUCUGCACGCAGGCCGGGCCAUCGGAAGGAUCUGCUUUGAUAACAAUGCUCAACAGGAGGCGCUAGUUAACAGAGGUGUCAUCCCCAGGCUAAUGGGCAUCUUGCAACAGUACCCUGAAAAUGACCCCCUGGUAAACGUGUGUCUCCUCGCCCUUUGUAACUUGGCAGAUCUGGAUUGUGCACGAGAAGCUCUAGAAGAUGUGACGGUGGGCCAGGCCCUCAUCAGGCAGUUACAUCGGGCCAACGAUGCUGAACGAAGGCAUGUCAUCCUGGAGAUUCUGGAAGCCCUAUCUGAGAAUGAUGUGCUGAAGCUGCAGUUCGUGGACUCGGGAGUUCCAGAGGCACUAACUGAAAUGAUUAAGAGACUGCAAGAACAGUCGAAGGACUUGCCCGAGGCUCCUGACCUGUGCAGCAUCAGGUCAGCUUCCAAAGUCCUUGUCACUUUGCUGCUGGGAGAUGAGCCCAUGCAGAAGUGUUUUAGAGAUGGUACUGGUCAGCUCUAUGAGGUCAUCUUGUCCUGGUUGCAGGAAGACAACACAGACCUGCAGCGUUCUGGAGCUCUUGCAAUAGCUAACUUUGCUCGAAAUGACAAUAACUGCACUCGGAUGGUGGCACAGGGUGCCGUCUUUCAGAUCUUGGCAUUGUUGGAGCGGCACGUAAAAGAUGGAGAUGUAGCAGUCCAGCAUGCAGCACUAAGUGCGCUCAGGAAUCUUGCAAUACCAGCUGCCAACAAGGUGCAAAUGCUUGAAGAUGGGCUUUUAGAGCGCAUUCGGAUGCUUCUCUGCUCAGAUAUGCCACCAGUCCAAUUCAAGCUGCUGGGGAUGCUGCGCAUGAUGGUUGACGGUCAAGAAGAGGCAGCUGCAGUGCUGGGGACAGACCAGGCUCUACUGUCCAAGAUAACAGAGUGGUGUGGAUCUCAAGAACAUGCUGGUGUUCGAGGAGAAGCAAACAGACUGUUGGCUGCUCUAAUCAGACACAGCCGAGCACCGGAAGUUGUUUAUGCUGUGAUACAAGCCAAUGGUGGGAAGCAUUUAAUAUCCAUGGCAAGAAGUGAACAUGUCAUUAUGCAGAAUGAAGCUUUGAUUGCACUGGCCAUUGCCUCAGCUGUCACAAUAGAGACUGUCGAGGGGUCCUUCAAAGAUGGUGGUAUAGUUCCCACUCUUCAACAGAUGCUGGAUGAUCCCAUGGUGGCAUCAGAAGUCAAAUUUAGCGCUUUGGGACUGGUCUGCAGCCUUGCUAAUUCAGAUGAAUUAAGAGAAGAAAUGAUUGCACAGGGAUUGCCUGAAAACCUUACAAACAUAUGCAACCAUAGCAAUGCUAAACUUGCAUCACAAGCCAAUGUGGCACUGGGGAUUCUUAAUGGGACUGUGACUGAUCCGGCGAGUUGAUACUAUCACAAGUAGAAACUUUGUGGCUCAUGCCCUUUUGGAGAUCUCUGCCUUCCACUCCCGUGUUUGUGUGUGUGUGUGUGUGUUAACAAGCAAGUACUAACCCAAAUGAUGAAAAUGUGACCACAGAACAAGUAAACCUGGACCAAAGUGUUAAAGCAUGCUAAAAUGAAUUAGCCUUAUUUUUGCCUUCACCAUCGUCACCAGCUGACUACAGGACAAGCUCCAGAGCCUAGUCAAGCAAAAAUAUUACAUAGAUUUCGACAACACUGUGUGACCUUAACAGGCAAUGGCAUAAACAACUGGAAGAACGAAGAUGAAGAUAACCACAUCCACUUAUAAAAUUCCUACAACAAUCCAUCCCAAGGGUCUUGUCCACAAACCUCCUUUCCAAACAAUAAUUCCACGUGGAUCAAAUUGGCAGAAAUUAAAAGCAAUUUACAUAGUCGUACCUACUGGUAGGUAAAACCUGAGCAGCAGGCCACAUGAAAUGAAUGAAAUCACAUCUACAUUUGAUCAAGAGGAGUGGAAUAGAAACAUGGUACCAACAUGAUAAAUCAACUAAAACUGAAAUACAUUCAUGCAUACUAAUGCCACCUUGCAAACAUCUCUGAAAGGAAAGCCUUACCAAGCUUAUAGAAUUCUUUAUUAUUUAUUAUUUAGAAUUCUGUAUAAUUUACAAUAUAAAAGUACAAAUGCUAAAGUCUGUUACAAGAACAUUUGAUGUACUUUUAGGAUAAAAAAGUAAAUCUGCUUUAUUGAAAACA
Polypterus senegalus (gray bichir) is the source of this 2556-nucleotide messenger RNA. Its product is annotated as rap1 GTPase-GDP dissociation stimulator 1. NCBI's taxonomy places the organism in Eukaryota, Metazoa, Chordata, Cladistia, Polypteriformes, Polypteridae. Gene Ontology annotation, cellular component: cytosol. The record is from RefSeq and is a predicted model, not a curated record. Gene Ontology annotation, biological process: positive regulation of GTPase activity. Gene Ontology annotation, molecular function: guanyl-nucleotide exchange factor activity; protein binding. The transcript is spliced from 14 exons. The coding region runs from base 86 to 1789 and encodes 567 amino acids.